Molecule: messenger RNA, 833 nt
Organism: Plasmopara halstedii
Lineage: Eukaryota; Oomycota; Peronosporomycetes; Peronosporales; Peronosporaceae
Source: RefSeq, a predicted model, not a curated record
CAAAUGCGACGGCGGCGGUCCAAAAGUAUCCACCUUGUUUGUCUACAAGCGAUUGUGAGACCGAGACAUUUCCAAAAAUUGGUAAUUGAGUCUAAUUAAUUAAACGCUUAGCGGCAGUGGCCGAUGCAGCACUGACAAAUGUGUUCAAAGCGUUAAAAUCACCAUAAUCGACCAUCGAAAUGGCUACUUGUCCAUCGAGAGCGCAUUCAUUUCUGCAGUUUAAAAAUUAGUGUACAUGAGAAACGUAAGUUGAUUUACAUCGCCAUAUACGCCAUUGCCGUGGAAGAAAAUCUUGUAAACAAAUCCAUUGGCGCAAUUGUGCUGUCCAUUUCUCGUGUCACGUAAACGUGGACAAUAUUACUCAUAGGAUGUUAUCCAUUGUACUAGCUGACGCGUCAUAAGGGAUGCAGCUCGACGUCUUUAUUGCGCCGAGAUGAUUAAACUUAAGUAUGUAUAAUUACAAUCACUUGCUGCACUGUCGUAUCUGUUCCCAUCGCAAUGUCAUGCUUCAUCGCCACUUCACAAAUGAACGGCGUCCUGCCGAUAGUGACAAAACUUGCGUCUUAACAUUCCAUCUGUCACAUGUCCCGCGACAUUGGAGCCAACAAAGUGAUUCGAUACGAGUGGCCAUAAUUAAAUGCCUUCGACACGUCUCCAUCGCACGUGACCACAAUAUUAUUCGUCGUUAAAGCACCGUUUGUCACAGUGAUCAAUGCUUUUUUAAUGGUACUAGCAUCUGCAUGCCACGAUAUUGCACUAGUCUGCGCGUUAACAGACUUAAAUGAGCCCAACUUUAGUGGAUCUGCCACUUCUCUAACGAAUAAUAACGCAAC